Molecule: messenger RNA, 1818 nt
Organism: Labrus mixtus (cuckoo wrasse)
Lineage: Eukaryota; Metazoa; Chordata; Actinopteri; Labriformes; Labridae
Exons: 2
Coding region: 471-1679 (402 amino acids)
Source: RefSeq, a predicted model, not a curated record
AACAAGCUCUCCUCCAGUGGAUUGUAUUUAAAUGAUUAUUUUUCUUUCUAUUUAGUCUUUUUGUAUUGAUGUUAUAAAAAAGGCAAAUAUAUCAAAACUUAAAGCAUUUUUAUACAAAGUAAAUGCAAACAAACCAUUUAUUAACCAAAUCUUUCACUUUUCUUGAUUGUCUAACUACGGUAAGUAACUUGAGGUAACUACGCUCUUUUUACACAUUACAAAACAACCUAUUAAGAAAAAAAAAAAUGUGGUCAAACCUGAACAACUGUUUGAGAUACAAAUAUAUAAAAUAUUCAAUUUACACUCCAAUAAUUGUUACCAACAAGAGCUCUUAAAUCUUUAACGGAGAAAAUCAUUUCAAACCUUUAUAGUUUUCUAUCUACACUCCAUAAUUGGAGGUAAUUAUCCUUUUUAUUUUUCACCAAGCCGGACAGACGCAGGACAAUCAUAUUACAGAAGAAAUUGAAGAGAUGGAUUCAACAUAUUCCACAGAACGACAGCCAGUGCCAUUGCGAAGGGAGGAGGACCAGCAGAGAGAGCGUCACCGUCAUCCCACGAAGAAGAAAAUUGUUGAGAGCAUCAAAAAGCCUCUUCAGAAGUUUAUGAUUAACCUGUCCUCUAAGUUAGGGUUAGGGAUAAGACUGUUUUCUACCGAACAACAACUGCUAGAAUACACAUUUGGAAAAAAGAGGGAUCCCAAUGAAAAAUGUGACCUUUUUAAUCAGUUGAUAAGUAGAGUCGAUAUGAAUCAGAGUUUUGAAAGAAUGCCUACGGAUAAACCAUUCUACACCGAUUUUAUAGCGGAGAUAAGGAAGAACACCGUAGACGAAAAACAAUUUGCAUUCGCUUAUAUUAUCAUGAAAAAUGGUGAAUAUAAGUUUUCUGAAAAAUUUGUGCCACAAAAAAAAGGUAAACGUAUGUUACAUAGUGAGGAGUUAUUAAUAGAAGAUUUGAAGACAUUUCUAUUAAAAAAUGGAACCAAUGUACGAAUGAUUUUCAUAUAUACCUACAACAGUCCUUGUUUAAAAAGAGAGGACAAUAGCACCUCCUGCAUGAUUCUACUGUUAAAUACUGCUAGUCAGUGGUGUGCUGAAUAUGGAAUCAUUACAUAUGUGGGAUUCACCAAGUUUUGGAGAUUCAUAUGUCUAAUGUAUUUUCUAAAAGUAAAAACAACCGAUAUGUCAAGUUACAGCAGCAUCGUCCAUCUGUAUAAGGACAAACAUAUUGACGAACGUUUCAGAUUGGACAGUAGCAAGUUCACCACAAGUUGUAAUGAACUUCAACUUUUUCAGAAAAUCUCUACUGUUGAACCCCAACAUAGAGGACGUCUCAAAAGUGAUAUUAAAUCUGCCAGUGACAAAAUAAAGGAAAUGGCCAGUUCAUCCAGUCGGACGUAUGAUGAACAUUUACUAUAUAGAACAGAACAGAUUGAGAAUUUAAAAUCCACACUCCUAAUAUAUGUACAACAGGAUGUAGUCUCCAUGAUAUCUGAAAUUUUGAACAAUAGCUGGAAAGAAAUGGUUGAAAAUAGUCGAGACAGAGAAAUGAAUGGGAAAAUAAAUGGAGAUUUUAACAUCGCAGCAGUGAAACACUUUCAGGACCGUGUGCUGAAACCUGUUUUGGGAAGCAAGAGUCCAAUGAGGCUUUAUCACAUCCCUAAGGAAGAACUAGAGGGAUAAUAUGUUUAAUAUAUUUUUUUGAAUUCUUUAAAAAUGUGGGGUACCAAGUGUAAUUAACAAUAAUUCAUUUUGUAACUCACACGUAAUAUUUAUUGUCUGCUCUGUCCUGAGCUCAUGGUAAUAAAAAUCUUUAAAUUGA